GGUCAGCACAGGCCCGGGAGCCUGGCGGGACACACUUGUGCCAUGGCGCACGUCGCAGGCCUGCGGCUGCCCAGCUGCCUGGCCCUGGCCCUGGCCCUGUUCAACCUCGUCCUUGGCCAGGACGUGUUCCUGGCCCCGCAGCAGGCGCUAUCGCUGCUGCAGCGGGUGCGCAGGGCCAACAGCGGCUUCCUGGAGGAGCUGCGCAAGGGCAACCUGGAACGUGAGUGCGUGGAGGAGCAGUGCAGCUACGAGGAGGCCUUCGAGGCCCUGGAGUCAGCCAGCGAGACGGACGCGUUCUGGGCCAAGUACACGGCCUGCAGGUCUGUGCUGAAGCCCCGGGAGACUCUCAUGGAAUGUCUGGAAGGUCACUGCGCCAAGGACUCGGGCAUGAACUACCGUGGGGAAGUGAAUGUCACCCGAUCGGGCAUCGAGUGCCAGCUCUGGAGCAGCCGCUACCCACACAGGCCUGAGGUGAACCAGAGCAGCCACCCGAAUGCUGGGCUGCUUGAGAACUUCUGCCGCAACCCCGACGGCAGCACCACCGGCCCCUGGUGCUACACGACCGACCCCACUGUGCGUAGGGAGGAGUGCAGUGUGCCUGUGUGCGGUGAGGCACGCCUCACGGUGGAGAUGACGCCCCGUGCUGGGGUCACCAGGCCUGAUGCGUCACCUUCCUCGGAGGACUGCGUCCCUGAGCGAGGCCGGCACUACCGGGGUCACCUGGCAGUGACAUCACUGGGGUCCCCUUGCCUGCCCUGGGCCAGUGAGCAGGCCAGGUCCCUGAGCCAGGAUAAAGACUUCAGCCCAGAGGUGAAACUGGAGGAGAACUUCUGCCGGAACCCCAAUAAGGACGAGGAAGGCGCCUGGUGCUUUGUGGCCGAUGAGGACCAGGACUUGCAGUACUGCAACCUCAACUACUGUGAGGAGGUGCUGGAGGAAGAUGCAGCAGUGGGGCUAGCCGAGGUGGCCAUAGACGGCCGCACCACGACACAAGACUUCCAGGCCUUCUUUGAUGAGCGGACCUUUGGCUUGGGGGAGGCAGACUGCGGGCUGCGGCCGCUGUUUGAGAAGAAGAACGUGAAGGACAAGACGGAGGCGCAGCUGCUGGACUCCUACAUAGACGGCCGCAUCGUGGAGGGCUGGGAUGCGGAGAUGGGCAUCGCUCCCUGGCAGGUGAUGCUCUUCCGGAAGACACCCCAGGAACUGCUGUGCGGGGCCAGCCUCAUCAGUGACCGCUGGGUGCUCACAGCUGCCCAUUGCAUCCUGUACCCACCCUGGGACAAGAACUUCACCCACAAUGACCUCCUGGUGCGCAUCGGCAAGCACUCUCGCAGCAGGUAUGAGCGGAACAUGGAGAAGAUCUCCAUGCUGGAGAAGAUCUACAUCCACCCUCGCUACAACUGGCGUGAGAACCUGGACCGCGACAUCGCGCUGCUCAAGCUGAAGCGGCCGCUGACCCUGAGUGACUACAUCCACCCUGUGUGCCUGCCUGACAAGCAGACGGUGCUCAGGCUGCUCCAGGCGGGCCACAAAGGCCGGGUGACGGGCUGGGGCAACCUGCGUGAGGUGUGGAAGAACAGCCCGGGUGAGGUGCAGCCCAGCGUGCUGCAGGUGGUCAACCUGCCCAUCGUGGAGCGGCGCACCUGCCGGGCAUCCACGCGGAUCCGCAUCACUGACAACAUGUUCUGUGCUGGGUUCAAGCCUGAAGAAGGGAAGCGAGGGGACGCUUGUGAAGGUGACAGCGGGGGACCCUUUGUCAUGAAGAGCCCCUUCAACAACCGCUGGUAUCAGAUGGGCAUCGUGUCCUGGGGUGAGGGCUGUGACCGGGACGGGAAAUACGGCUUCUACACACACGUGUUCCGCCUGAAGAAGUGGAUCCAGAAGGUCAUCGAGCAGUCUGAGUAGGGCCGCUCCUGCCGCAGCUCCGGCUGCAGAUCGCAGACCAUCGCCAGUCCAUCCAGAGUAUCUCUGUGGCUGCUUCUGAAAUGCCAGCUCCAAUAAAAAUGACUGCAUCGGCCAGCA
Molecule: messenger RNA, 2022 nt
Organism: Octodon degus (degu)
Lineage: Eukaryota; Metazoa; Chordata; Mammalia; Rodentia; Octodontidae
Gene: F2
Product: coagulation factor II, thrombin
Exons: 14
Coding region: 43-1905 (620 amino acids)
Biological process (GO): proteolysis; platelet activation; blood coagulation
Cellular component (GO): extracellular region
Molecular function (GO): serine-type endopeptidase activity; calcium ion binding
Source: RefSeq, a predicted model, not a curated record